Messenger RNA from Oncorhynchus keta (chum salmon), 1724 nucleotides. RefSeq names its product MRG/MORF4L binding protein (gene mrgbp). Gene Ontology annotation, biological process: regulation of transcription by RNA polymerase II. Bases 28 to 669 code for a protein of 213 amino acids. NCBI's taxonomy places the organism in Eukaryota, Metazoa, Chordata, Actinopteri, Salmoniformes, Salmonidae. Gene Ontology annotation, cellular component: nucleus; NuA4 histone acetyltransferase complex. The transcript is spliced from 5 exons. The record is from RefSeq and is a predicted model, not a curated record.
GCUGUUCUCUGUCCUGCUGGCAGUUUUAUGUUAUUGAAAGAGAACAACAGCAUGGGGGAAGCCGAGGUUGUUCCAGCCGACGAAAAACAGGCAGACUCGGGGAUCAGUCACAUCGAAGAAUCGGUGGUAUGGAGUCAAGAAGUCGAGGUGUGCCUGUUCCAUGCAAUGCUAGGUCACAAACCCGUAGGGGUAAAUCGUCACUUUCACAUGAUCUGCAUCCGGGAUAAAUUCAGCCAGAAUAUUGGGAGGCAAGUGUCAUCAAAGGUGAUCUGGGACCACCUGGGAACUAUGUAUGACAUGUCAGCCUUGCAUGAGUCUGAAAUAUUGCCGUUUCCCAACUCAGAGAAGAGCUUCAAUCUUCCAGACGAGAUUAUUCAACAAGUAAAAGAAGGUAAACUGGUAUCCGAGGACGACGUGAAAGACGAUUUCAAAGAAGAACGAGACCCCCCAGCCAUGCAUGAAGAAGGCAGCAACUCCUCAGUGAAGAUGACAGAGAGGGUAGGCAGCAAAGACAAGGACAGAGAAAGAGACCGAGAGAAGGGUUCCGCUGAGGGCGGCCCGGGGAAGGAGGCAGCAGACAAGAGGAAGAGGAACCGUGCCACUGAGAAGGUGCUCAACUCCAGCAGCAACCCCUCCAGCCCCGGUGGAGCCAAGCGGAGAAGGACAUAGGCCAAGCCACCAGGAGGCGCCCUCGAGAUAUCAUCCACUGCAGAGAGCAGGAGACACCAGGGAGAGGAGGAGAGACCUGGGACUGGAGAGACUCAUCUGUGAAGCCUGGAGGGAAGAGGAGGGAGAGAAUGACAGGAGAGUGACAUUUUAAUAGUAAUAGAUUAUAGAGCUACUUGGACAAUGCUUAAUUUGUGGACAGGUAUCCAGGAUACCUCAUGAAGAACUUUUAAGCCCACAGAAGCUGCAAUUUUAGUAUGUUGUGUUUUCUCAGAACAACUAGAAAGAUGUAGCAUUCCCUGUUGCCACACAAUCUCUGAAAGCCACACCGCAAAAGCAGUGUGAUGACUACAACACUGAAUCGUAUCGGUCAUGAUGAUCAAUACACUCACAGCAUCUGGUAUAUUUGGACCAUCCCGUCCCACCAGUCCUCAGCUGUGCUGUGGAUCAGAGGCCAGCAUGACAGUUUACUAAUAUUGACACAAUUCAAGCUGACGCAUAUCAAUGCUUCUGCAUUGAUGUCAGAAUAAGUGUAAUGGUACUAGUGCUUGUGUUAUGUGAAGUUCUCUUGUUUGGCCUCAGAGAAAUGCUGGACUACUAAAUCCCAUCAAUACACUGUAUGUGACUGGCUGGACGCUUGCAUUAAUUCAUUGUCAUUUUUUUUAGUUCUGAACUCUUACAAGUGGUUAUAAACAAAUGUAUAGAGCUACUCAUGGUAGUGUACCUCAUCCACCUCUUCCAGUGACUGCCAACCAGAUGGUCAUUGUGCCUCCUUAUAUCUGUAUAAACUGUAGUUGCUAGUGGUGCAAAAUGUUGGUAAUUUUCCUUCUUUUUUCCCACAGUCAUUAUUUGAUGUAAUUUUGUCCUUGGGGAUUAUUAAAUCAGCAUGUUUUGGUAAUUGCUCCAAAUAUUUUUUUUGUCUGUCUCAAUGACUGACUUCUCAGAAUCAAAUAAAACAAUGUGUAGCUGUAGUCUCCAUCCAUGUGAGAUAUGUUAUUUUGUUUGUCUAUUUAUUUGACAUGCUCCAUUUUAAGGCAUUAAAUAUGAGUUUGGACUAA